Loa loa (African eye worm) is the source of this 1932-nucleotide messenger RNA. Its product is annotated as kinase domain-containing protein. The transcript is spliced from 13 exons. The record is from RefSeq and is a predicted model, not a curated record. The coding region runs from base 1 to 1932 and encodes 643 amino acids. Gene Ontology annotation, molecular function: ATP binding; transmembrane receptor protein tyrosine kinase activity; protein binding. Gene Ontology annotation, cellular component: signaling receptor complex. Gene Ontology annotation, biological process: cell surface receptor protein tyrosine kinase signaling pathway; protein phosphorylation; positive regulation of kinase activity. Lineage: Eukaryota; Metazoa; Nematoda; Chromadorea; Rhabditida; Onchocercidae.
AUGGCAAAUGACCUUUGCGGUGAUAAGGUUCGAGAUAAGGAAUUUUGUUGGAAAACAUGUGGUGGAAACCUGAAUGAAGAGCCAGAACCGGAAAUACCCAAAAAUAUUAAAUGGGUCUACACACCCUCUUAUUCCAUUAAUAUUACAUGGGAUGGCGAUGGAACAUUGUAUUUGUUGGAAAUGACGAAUAAAUCUGAAGAUAAUGAGUAUGGGCAGUAUUUUCUUACAACUACAACAUCGUUGCUUAAUUACACAAAACUUGAAACAAAUUUUUGUAAUCCAUUGCUAUUUCGACUUGCAUCAGUGACAAGUGGAGGAGUAAGCAAUUUUAGUGACGUGCUGGAGAUUCCUGCGACAUCACCUGAUAUUGUGCAGAAUUUAACCGUUCAAUCUAUGGAGUAUAUCGUAAGUGAAGCUUCUUCAUCCUCUAUAGCAACAAAUUUGCUAAUGUUGAGACUUUAUAAUCAGUCAUUCAGCAAAAGUGGUUAUCAUUCCAACGGAACCAUCAAAUUAGUUCUACAGUAUGCGGCACCAAAAUACAAUUGGCCGUUAGGUGAAAAUGAUAUAAAGGUAGAUUUACUCUUCCAUAUGGUAAGCUGCAAUGUUCCCGAUUUAUCAAAAGCAGUACCAGCACCAGAAUUCGAGGCAAGUAAGGAGCCACGAACUAUGGUUGCUGAAGUUGGUGCUGAUUUGAUGUAUCGUAAAUGUCAAUUCUUAUAUUACGUUAGUGGAGUUCAAAGUUAUCGUUGUGGUACUACAAAAACAAAUAAUGAUUUCAACCAAAAUUCGAUGAAACCAUUAAAAAUAAAUUGUGCUACCGUACGAAACAGUCCAUGUAACGAUAGCCCAUUGAUACAUCAUCCACCAAUGUGCGGUCAAGUGGAAGGAUUCAGUUAUCAGAUUCUUAACGAUUAUAUCAAUCCAGAUGAUACAAACACUAAUAUAACUGUCAAUGUGACAUUCCGAUCCAUUUUAAUGCACAAAAAACCGUUAUAUUUUGUGGCUUUUUACGGUGAUGCUGAACCGUUUGAUCGAGAAAUUGAUGUAGAAUUACUUGGUGUUAAUAUGCGCCGUAUUUUGGGUAAUGCGACAAACUGUCCGAAGCUUAAUCAUAAUGGAACGUGUGCGGUGAAAUUAAACCUAGUAAAUGCAUCGAUAAUAAUAACAAAUUUGCGAAUGAAUAAGUUGUACGGUGUGACAAUAUGCGCCAUUAUUGAUCCUUAUAAUUUGACAUAUCCGGAAGUAAGCGGUGUUGCAUUGGGUAUGAAGUCAAAAGCCAACAGAAUAUUCAUUAACUCUGCAGCAUUUAAGAAACAUCGUCCAGGAUUGUUAACGGGACUUAUUGCUGGAAGUAUAGCAACUCUUUUGUUACUUCUUGUUGGUACAUUUAUUUGGAUUCAACGAAAGCAAAAUGCCAAAAUCAAAAUGCAUCAGUUAAAGCUCGAACAAAUGAAGCUCAGCAACGAAUUAAGAUAUACUGAUUUACCAAAAAAACAGGAUAUUUGGGAGUUGGAACGCCGAAAUCUCAUCAUAUAUGAUGAUCAAAAGCUUGGUUCGGGUGCAUUUGGAGCCGUUUACAAAGGCCGAUUGAUUGGUAUUGCGAAAGGUAACAAGAAUGCUCAAUCUGCUUUGGGUAUUAACCUGAUGAGAGCCGAAAAUUGUGAUGUCGCCGUGAAAAAGUUGUUAGAAUAUGCUGAUCAAUUAUCGAAAAGCGAAUUCCUCAAUGAAAUUUCAUUAAUGAAAACAUUAGGUUAUCAUGAACGAUUGGUCAAUAUGUUGGCAUGUAUUACAGAGACAGAACCUUAUUGCUUAAUUGUUGAGUACUGUUCAGAUGGUGAUCUGUUACAUUUCUUAAGGAAACGGUGUGCUUAUAUGAUGAAGCUCACUGAAAUGGGUAUCGAUUACGAUGGACCGAAUUUGAAUGAAAAAUAA